Messenger RNA from Chrysoperla carnea, 2460 nucleotides. Its product is annotated as pseudouridine-metabolizing bifunctional protein C1861.05. The transcript is spliced from 9 exons. NCBI's taxonomy places the organism in Eukaryota, Metazoa, Arthropoda, Insecta, Neuroptera, Chrysopidae. Gene Ontology annotation, molecular function: kinase activity; pseudouridylate synthase activity. The record is from RefSeq and is a predicted model, not a curated record. The coding region runs from base 41 to 2134 and encodes 697 amino acids.
AACUUUUAACUCGUGUUAGUGUUGUUAAAAUAGAAGAAAAAUGUUUUGUGUACGUAAAAGUUUACUUAAGUUAAGUAAUGUUUUAAAAAGACAAUACUCUACGUUUAAAAAUACUGAUAUUGUUAACAAUAAAUUAAUCGAUAUAUCAGACGAGAUGAAAGACUGUUUAAUAAGAAAUGGACCUUGCGUUGCACUAGAAUCAACUAUUGUAACACAUGGUAUGCCAUUUCCCGCCAAUUUAGAGUGUGCACAUGCAGUUGAAAAUAUCAUACGUGAACAGGGUGCGAUACCAGCAACAAUUGCAAUAAUCAAAGGUCGAAUAAAAGUUGGAGUUACUGCAGAUGAGUUACAAUACUUGGCUGAUGUAAAUACGAAUAAAUCAUUGAAAGUGUCGCGGCGUGAUUUUCCUUAUGUAAUAAGUAAUCGUUUAAAUGGAGGCACUACUGUUGCCGGUACAAUCAUUGUUGCUACUCAUGUUGGUAUUCCUGUGUUUGUGACUGGAGGUGUAGGUGGCGUUCAUCGAAAUGCUGAAAAUACAUUUGAUAUUUCAGCAGAUUUAACUGAACUUGGAAGAAAUAAUAUUGCAGUCGUUUCCAGUGGAGUAAAAUCGAUAUUAGAUAUUCCGAAAACAUUAGAGUAUUUGGAAACUCAAGGUGUUAGUGUAACAGUGAUAAACGAUAAUAAAGAUUUUCCAUCAUUUUAUUCUCGUACCAGUGGAUGUCAAACAUUAUAUAAUAUAACAACACCCCGUCAAGCAGCUGAAUUGAUUUAUACAUCACAAUCAUUAAAUUUACAAUCUGGUAUGAUGUUUGCUGUACCAAUACCACAAGAUCAUGCAUUGGAUUCAAUUUUAUUAGAGAAUGUUAUACAAGAAUCGUUGGCUGUUGCGAAGGAACGUAAUAUUAAAGGCAAAGAUGUUACGCCAUUUUUAUUAAAACAAAUUGUUGGUAUUACAAAAGGAAAAUCAUUAGAGAGUAAUAUAGCGUUAAUUAAAAAUAAUGCAAAGAUUGGAGCACAAAUUGCUCUUGAAUUAACUAAAUUAACAAAUUCAACGACACCCGAUACAAAGGCUCGACAAGCAGAUAGUAGUGAACCAGAACUAGGAACUCCUGUGAUUAUUGGUGGAGCUGUUGUGGAUUGUGCUGCUAAAGUGCGUGAACAAUCAAUUCAGUUGGACAGCUCAACGCAUGGUGCCUCAAUGACCAUAUCUGGAGGAGGAGUUGGUCGCAAUAUUUGUGAAGCAAUGACAAAAUUAGGUGCAAAUCCGCUUUUAAUUUCUGUUGUUGGGAAGGAUCCUCAUGCUGAAUUUUUAAAAAAGAUAACUUCCGAAAAAUGUUUUAAACAUGUUUUAAAAACGGACCAAUUUAAUACCGCACAAUAUAUGGUUCUUUGUGAUGCGAAUGGUGAAUGUAAACUUGGACUUGGUGACAUGGAUAUUUUCCAAUUAAUUACACCCGAAGUGAUAAGAUCAAAUGAAGAUUUGAUUAAAAAGAGUCCGAUAAUGAUUUUAGAUGCUAAUUUAAGCAAAGAAGCAAUGUUAGAAUCGUUGAAACUUGCCACAAAGCAUAAUAUACCUGUGUUCUAUGAACCAACUGACCUUCGUAAAGCAGGGAAGAUAUUUGAAAUAGGCUGCGAAAAUGGAAUUAGUUUUAUGUCACCAAACAUCAUGGAAUUAAGAAACAUAGCUAAAAUUUUGAAUAUCAAUUGUGAAAAAUCUCCAGACAAUAAUAUAAUUAUGGAAAUGGCCAAACUAGGCAAAUUAAUUACUUCUAAAAUUUCAUCGACCAUUAUUAUAACAUUAGGUUCAAAAGGAGUUUUAAUCGUAUCGAAACGUAAAGCUGAUCAAGCAUAUUUUAAAAAUAUGAAAUUUUUAAAAACUGCAGGACAAGAUGUUUAUGUGCGUUUAUAUCCAACAAUAGAAUUAAAUGAUAUAAUUAAUGUAAACGGGGCUGGUGAUUGUUGGGCAAGUGGUUUUAUUACGGGAAUGUUAGCAGGUUUAAGUGAGGAACAGUGUGUUGAAGUGGCAUUUAGAGCUUCUAAACGAGCGUUGUACUCAAAGAGUCCGGUUCCAGAUCGAUUAUUUCAAUUAAAAGAUGUAGAUUUAUCGUUAAAAUCGUCUUAUAAGACAUUAUGAUAAUUCUUAGCUCAAUACAUUUUCAAAUAAAUACUAGCAUAAAUGUUACUUCUAUAAGAUUACAUAAUAGAUAGGCUCAUUUAAAAAAAUCUAUAUGAGAUAUGGAGAUAUAUACCAUACCCAUUUUAAAUAACCCGACUGAAAAUUUGGAAAUAAACCGGUCAAGUUUCAAGCCGGUUAAAUCAAUAAGUCGAACUCGCACACAAAGGGUUCAGUACCAUCCAUCAGGAUAUAUCACUAUAUACACAUUUAAAAUACUUUUGUAAAAGAAACAAGAGAGGCGCUAUAUUAAUAUGUACAAAUUUUUUAAGUAAUAUUGUCUGAUU